Molecule: messenger RNA, 17064 nt
Organism: Chanos chanos (milkfish)
Lineage: Eukaryota; Metazoa; Chordata; Actinopteri; Gonorynchiformes; Chanidae
Gene: sspo
Product: SCO-spondin
Cellular component (GO): extracellular matrix
Molecular function (GO): protein binding
Source: RefSeq, a predicted model, not a curated record
AUGAAGACUUUGUUUGUGUUUUUGUUGGGACUGCAUCUGGUUAUAGGAAUGGGACACUGGUGCGAACAUACAGUGGAGGAAAAGGUAGAGCGAGUAGUAACCCCCCGUCUACAGCUGGAGGUGGAAUGUUCCAAAGUGUAUCAAUACAACACACAGGGCUGGAGACUGGACGUGGACAGGAUGCGCCAUAAGCAUGGGGGAGAUGAUGGCAUUGCACUGUAUUAUAAACAACAGGGUCCAAAGGCAUCCUGUUAUUUAUUCAAACCCCCGGCCAUGGAGGUCCAGCUUUUAAACAAGACUGUGCAUGGCUGCUGUGAGGGCUGGGGUGGUCCUCAUUGUUCACAGGGUGUGGGUGUGAGGGGACAGUGCUACUCCACAUGGAGUUGUGAGGAGUUCCCUGGAGUGCAGAACUCCUCUCUGAUGGCUCUGGAGCAGUGCUGUGGAAGCCUGUGGGGUCUGAGCUGGAGGAAUGCAUCUGACCAGACCUGCCUGUCCUGUAGCUACACACUCCUCUCAGACUCCCAGUCUUUGCCCAUCCUGCGUGGGGGUCUUCUCGGUGGGAUCCGAGAUCCUCAGGCGUCUGCCACCUGUAUGAGCUGGGGUGGAGUGCAUUACCGCACCUUUGACAGAAAGCACUUCCACUUCCAGGGCAGCUGCACGUAUGUCUUGGGUUCGUCCACCGAUGGGACAUGGGCAGUGUAUAUAAGCACUGCCUGUGAUGGAAAUGGACACUGCAGCAAGGCUCUGCGCAUGAUGUUAGGGCUGGACUUAGUCACCAUUCACAAGGGCAAUAUGACUCUCAAUGGACUGAUGUUAAAACAGGGAGAACCUCUCUUCCAAAAUGGAGUGAGCAUUCACUGGCUCGGGGACUUUGUUUUUGUAGAGAGUGGUCUCGGUGUCCGAUUGAAAUUUGACAUGCACAAUACCGUCUACCUGACGGUUACUUCAGAGCACUUAGCAGCCACAAGGGGGAUGUGUGGCGUCUAUAACAACAAUGCUGAUGAUGAUUUCACCACUGUGAGUGGAAGUGUGUCACAGUUUGCAGCCAGCUUUGGAAACUCGUGGCGUGUUCCUGAUCAACAUAAGGAGAGUUGCAGUGAUGCAGCAGAGCUGGGCCACAGCUGCGACAUCACAGGUGACAUCAGUCUCCGCAAGAGUGCAGAGUCAAUGUGCUAUCAGCUUAAGGAAAGUCCCUUCAGACAGUGUCAUUAUCGGGUGGAUCCAGGGCCUUAUGUGGACACGUGCCUGUACCUGUACUGCAGUCUGGAUGCCGGUGAGAGAGAAGGGGCUGUGUGUGACACGUUCGCUGGUUAUGCCCGCGAGUGUGCCCAGCAUCAUGUUAUCAUCAGCUGGAGAAGGCCUGGGCUUUGUGAGAGAGUGUGUCCAAAGGGGCAGGUCUUUUCGGACUGUGUGUCAUCCUGCCCCCCAAGCUGUUCCUCACCUCUGCCUCCUGCAUCUGGGCAGUGUCGAGAGGAGUGUGUGGGAGGGUGUGAGUGCCCCCCAGGACUCUAUCUCCAGGGUGGACAGUGUUUACGGAGGGACGACUGUCCCUGCUUCCAUCGCAGACACACCUAUCAGGCAGGUGACUCCAUCCAACAGAGAUGCAACACCUGUGUGUGUAGAGCAGGCCAGUGGCAGUGCUCUGGGGAGAAGUGUGCUGCCCAGUGCAGCAUCAUUGGGUCACUACAGGUCACGACCUUUGACAAAAAGAAAUACACUCUACAGGGAGGAGACUGUGGUUUCAUAGCAGUGGAGGACUAUUUGGACAGGAAGCUUGUAGUGACGAUCAGAGGAGGUCAAUGUGUGAGCGGUGGUGGUCACGGCUGCCCAAGAGAGAUGUCCGUUACUGCUUUCCGCACUACAGUUAUCGUCACUGACACAGGGGCAGUAAUGGUGAAUGGACAGCGUGAACCAUUGCCUGUCGUGACAGGGGAUCUUGUGGUGAGGAAAGCUUCUUCAACCUUCCUGGUGAUCCAGACCUUUGGAGCACAGUUACUGUGGUAUUUGGAUGGGCCACUAGCUCUCAUAACACUACAGCCAGGCUUUGCUCAUAAGGUUCGAGGACUGUGUGGCACUCUGACAUGGAAUCAGCAUGAUGACUUCACCACUCCUGAGGGUGAUGUGGAGAACAGUGUGUCCUCAUUUGCUGCAAAGUUCACCACCGGAGUGUGUCCUCCUCUGAGGCCUGUCACUCCAGACCCCUGUGGCACAUACACCCAACGCAGGCAGCAUGCUGAGAGUGUGUGUGCCAUCAUUCACAGCCCUGUGUUUCAGGGCUGUCAUGACGUGGUGGACAGGGAGCCAUACAUGCGUCUCUGUCUAACGGAGGUGUGUGGAUGCCCCGCUCAGAGCGCAUGCCAAUGCACCGUCCUCACUGCAUAUGCCCGGCAAUGCGCCCAGGAAGGAGUCCCUAUCAGCUGGAGAAAUCAAACCUUUUGUCCACUACAGUGUUCUGGUGGUCAGGUGUACCAGGAGUGUGGGCAUCCGUGUGGGGGCUCUUGUGCUGACCUGCGCCAGGGCUGGAGCUGUGAGGAGGGCAUUCACAACUGUGUGCCAGGCUGCCAGUGCCCACCAGGCCUGGUAGAGGACAGCCGGGGGCAAUGUGUGCCCCCCACCAUGUGCCCCUGCAUACAUGGAGACAAACUUUACCUGCCUGGUAGCACCAUGCAGAACAACUGUAACACCUGUGUGUGUGAACGUGGUAAGUGGAACUGCACAGAUCACUCAUGUCCUGAGGUGACCCAGUGUCCAGGCUCUCUGGUGUUCUCCCCCCGCUCCUGCCUGCAGACCUGCUCCAGCCUGGACAACCCCCUGGCUCCCUGCAUGGAGCCCCUCUACGGCUGCGUCUGUCCAGAGGGCUCGGUCCUUCUGGGAGAUCAGUGUGUUUCUCCAGAAGAAUGUCCUUGCCAUCACAAUGGAAGAAUGUAUUCUGCUAAUGACACCAUUUCUAAAGACUGUAACACAUGUGUUUGUAAGAACAGGCGUUGGCAUUGUGGGCAGUCUCUCUGUGCAGGGACGUGUGUUGCCACAGGUGACCCACACUACGUGACUUUCGACGGGCGCCCUUUCACGUUCCUGGGUGACUGUGAGUACGUUUUGGCCCAGGAAGCAAGCGGACAGUUCAGUGUCAGCGCUGAGAAUGUGCCCUGUGGCAGCACUGGUGUCACCUGUACCAAGUCUGUCACCCUGACCGUGGGCAACACCGCCAUUCAUCUGCUCCGAGGCAAAGCAGUGACGGUCAAUGGAAUGCCAGUCGCUCUUCCGAAGUGGUAUUCCGGCAGCGGGUUGAGUCUAGAGAGGGUCGGCCUGUUCGUGUCUCUCUCUUCCCGCCUCGGGGUCACUCUCCUGUGGGAUGGAGGUAUGCGCGUGUAUGUGCGUCUGGCGCCACACCUGCGGGGCAAAGUCGGAGGACUGUGUGGAAACUUCGACGGUGACACGGAGAACGACUUCACCACGCGGCAAGGAAUUGUAGAGUCGACCGCAGAGCUUUUUGGAAACUCCUGGAAGGUCAACCCCACUUGCCCAGAUGUCAAAGACCAGGAUCUCCGUGAUCCCUGUGUGCUCAAUCCUCACAGAGUGACCUGGGCGAAGAAGAGAUGUGCUGUGAUCACUCAGGACCUGUUUGGUCUCUGUCACUCUGAAGUGCCAUAUCAACAGUACUAUGACUGGUGUGUCUACGAUGCCUGUGGGUGUGACUCUGGAGGUGACUGUGAGUGUUUGUGUACAGCCAUUGCUGCGUAUGCAGAGGAGUGUAACCACCGCGGUGUCUACAUCCGCUGGAGGUCCCAGGAGCUGUGCCCCUUGCAGUGUGAGAAUGGUUUGGUGUAUCAAGCAUGUGGACCAGCCUGUUCUCCCUCAUGUCCCAUCUCUUCCCCUGGUUCUGACCACUGCACUGCUCUCUCAUGUGUAGAGGGCUGUUUCUGUCCCUCUGGCACCGUCCAGCAUGGUGAUGGCUGUAUCUCUCCCCCUCUUUGUCCGUGUGAGUGGGAGGGUUCUGUGUUCCCUGCCGGGGCCACUGUCACUCAACACUGCCAAAACUGUACUUGUUUGAAUGGGACCUGGGACUGCAUUGGUUCUGCCUGCCCUCCUCCUUCCCCAUGUCUGGAGACAGAGUUCCAGUGCUCAGGGGGGCGCUGUAUCCCCUCUCUGUGGGUGUGUGACAAUGAAGAUGACUGUGGAGACGGCUCAGAUGAGCUCUGCCCGUCUACGUGCCCGCCCGACCAGUUUCGCUGUACUGGUGGUCCCUGUCUGGCCCUAACGCUUCGCUGUGAUGGGCACCCGGACUGCGCCGACCAAUCAGACGAGGAGUUUUGUGCCCCGCCCACGCCUGUGCCAGGAUGCCCACCGGGAGAGUAUCAGUGUGCCAACGGACGUUGCCUGCCAGCCAGUAAAGUGUGUGACGGACGCCUGGACUGUGGGUUUGCAGAUGAUUCUGAUGAAAAAGACUGUGGCGUGGUGUGCAGUGAGGGAGAGUUCCGCUGUUCGAGUGGGCGUUGUGUUCUCUACCUCCAUCGUUGCGAUGGACAUGAUGACUGCGGAGACUUUAGCGAUGAGAGAGGGUGUGUGUGCUCACCCGGAGAGUUUCAGUGCCCAGGUGACCAAUGUGUCCCUGCAGACAGAGUGUGUGACGGCCAAAGAGACUGUCCCUCUGGAGUGGACGAGGUUAUCUGUCCUGUUAAAGGUAGUCUCACCAUGUUCCUUAAUUAUUCUGUAGGUGGGUCUCUUUGUCCGUGGAGUUCAGUUUUUUAUUCUGUGCUAUUGUUUUGGACUCUUGUAGGCUGUGGUCAGCAUGAAUUCCGCUGUGAGAAUGGCCAGUGCACCCCAGUGGCAUGGCGCUGUGAUGGAGAGACGGACUGUAUCGACGGCAGUGAUGAAAAGAACUGUGCCCGAACUUGUGGACCAGGCCAGUUCCUUUGUGACUCUGGUGACCAGUGUGUGGACCACCAACAACUGUGCGACGGAACCCCGCACUGCAGAGACGCAUCUGAUGAGAGCGUGGACACCUGCGGCUCAGCGAGGAUCCCGCCCUGUCCCGGGAGUUUCUCGUGUGAUAACCGUACGUGUGUGAACACGUCACGUGUGUGUAACGGCGUCCCUGACUGUCCAAGGGGAGAGGAUGAGCUGCUGUGUGAUAAGAGCAAGCCCUCUCCAGCUCCCCCUGGUGGCAAGAAUGACAGCCACAUAUGUCCUGAAUUCACCUGUCUGGAAGGCACUUGUGUGUCCUUCAAGUCGGUGUGCAAUGGGAUAUCAGACUGCCCUGACGGUCCCCCUGGCCCAAUUGGAGAAUCCUCAGAUGAGAGAGGCUGCAGGAGCUGGGGCCCAUGGGGAUCCUGGAGUCCCUGUAGCCGUAGCUGUGGUGCUGGGUCGAUGGUCAGACAGAGAGACUGCCCCCUAGGGGAUACACUUGGAUACUGCAGGGGUGAGGACACCCAGAGACAGCAAUGCUACUCAACUGCCUGUCCAGUGGACGGGCACUGGUUGCCCUGGUCAACGUGGUCUAACUGUUCUAAGGAUUGUGGAGGUGUGGAGGUCAGGCAGAGAGCGUGUGUCCCACCCCAGAAUGGAGGCAGGGCUUGUGCAGACCUACCAGGAGAAACAUCCCUGACCACAGAAAUCAAACCUUGUCCUCAGGAUGACUGUGUCAACCUCACAUGUCCUGCAGGACUCGUCCGUCACAGCUGCGCUCCCUGCCCUGUAACCUGUACUCACGUGUCCAGUGAAAUGACCUGUGACCCCAAUGCAAAGUGUUUUUCUGGUUGCUGGUGCCCAAGCGGGAAGGUGAUGAACCAUGCCCAGGAGUGUGUGUUUCCAGAGGAGUGUGUGUGUGAGGUAUCGGGCAUGCGGUACUGGCCUGGUCAGCAGGUCAAAGUUGGGUGUGAGAUCUGUGUGUGUGAGAGAGGACGACCUCAACACUGCCAACCUAACCCUGAGUGUUCAGUGCACUGUGGCUGGUCUUCCUGGUCUGCAUGGGGUGAGUGUUUAGGACCAUGUGGUGUACAGAGUGUUCAGUGGUCUUUCCGCAGCCCAAACAACCCCAGUAAACAUGGCAAUGGCAGACAGUGUCGUGGAAUUUACCGGAAGGCCCGUCGCUGCCAGACAGAUCCUUGUGAGGAGUGUGAGUUUCAUGGACACACGCACGCCGUUGGAGACCGGUGGAAAUGGGAUCAGUGUCAGCUCUGCCACUGUUUACCCAACCUUACAGUACAGUGCGCCCCCUACUGUCCAUAUGCUGCUACGGCAUGUCCUCAGGGUCAGACUCUUGUACCAGGGGAAGGUGACAAGUGUUGUUAUUGUGAAGCUCAAGGUGGCAACAGGACCCUCCUCCCAACUCCAACUCCAGCAGUACUGCCUGUAACUGUUGUACCCUCCACAACUCCAGGGAGCGAUAUACCAUUGGUGCCAACCUAUCCUCUUCCACCUGAGGAUGAGUGUUGGUCUCCUUUGGGCGUGCAGUCGCUUCCUGCCUCCAGUUUCAGUGCCUCCUCACAACAGCAGGCACACCCACCCUCAGCAGGGCGUCUUCACGCACGAGACCCCCACAGUGACCUGCAGGGCUGGGGCCCUGAGCCCGAACAGUACCAGAACCUCCCGCCUGGAGUGCCUGAUGGCCACAGCACACAAGCCCCCUACCUGCAGCUCGAUCUACUCAGGCCUUACAACAUCACUGGGGUUCUCACUCAGGGAGGAGGAGUGUAUGACACCUUUGUUUCCAGCUUCUAUCUGCAGUUCAGUAAUGAUGGGAGCCGGUGGCACACUUACAAAGAGCUGAUCGCAGAUGCUCGACCCAGAGCUAAGGUGUUCUUGGGAAACCGUGAUGACCGCGGGGUCGCGGUGACCAGGCUGGACAGGAUGGUGUCUGCUCGCUUUGUACGGGUGCUGCCUCAUGACUUCCAGAACGGCAUUUACCUCAGAGUGGAGCUAAUGGGCUGUGGGAGUGAGUAUGGCUGGCUGUCCACUCCUGCCUCUCCCGUGUCUGCCAUUACUCCAGCUCGGCCUUGCAGGGAGAGGGAGUUCCGCUGUGGGAACGGGCGCUGUGUCCCUACGGGACCCCAGGGCGUGGUCUGUGAUGGAGUCGAUGACUGUGGAGAUGGUUCUGAUGAACUGCACUGUGGCACUCAGCCAACUCCCACGCGCAGUCCUCGUGGCUGCCCAACAGGUCAGUUCAGCUGUCCACCACCAGGGGGCUGCAUCGCUGAAGCACUGCACUGUGACGGAGUCCCACACUGUCCAGAUGGGGCCGAUGAAAGAGACUGUAAACCUCGCGAUAACGCAACCCACGUCACCCCGACACCUGCCCCACUCAGGACCCCAACCACAGUCACAACACCUAAAGCCCCAGGAGGCCCUGGACACAGAGGUAUCUGCUCUUCUCCUCUGGGACUGGAGGAUGGGCGUGUCCAUUAUGGUCAGCUGACCUCCUCUUCAUACAGGGAAAACAACCCUGCAGAUGCUGGCCGUCUCAAUAUAGUACCCAAUGUGUUAAUAAUGGAGCCAGGCUGGAGCCCCUUGCCAGGAGACCCUCAGCCCUAUUUCCAGGUGGACUUCCUGGAGCCCACCUGGGUGUCUGGGGUGGUGACACAGGGGAGUGAGCGUAUGUGGGGGUACCUCACCAAAUAUCGCCUGGCCUUCGCCUUGGUUGAGAGCCACUUCACUGAUUACACAGAGACUGGGGUUAGCGGCUCCCCUCCCAAAGUGUUUGAGGUGCGUAUGGCAGGCAGAACUCCAGUCACGCGUUGGCUGGAGAGACUGGUGCGGGCACGCUACCUCCGGAUUAUCCCCAUGGAGUACCGCCACACCUUCUACCUGCGGGUGGAGAUAUUAGGCUGCAGAGGAGAUGAGCUGGUAACACCCAGCAGGGCUGUCACAACCACAGUGCUUCCUGGGGUAGUGACAGUGUGGCGCUGUAGGGAAGGUCAGUUCUCCUGUCAGAGCGGGGAGUGUGUGUCAACCACGGCGGUGUGUGACGGCAAACCGGACUGUCAAGACCAGUCUGAUGAACUGGGCUGUGGCACUGUUCCCACUAGAGGGUUGCCAGGGAUACAGAAUCAUACCAUCCCAACUGGAAGCCCUGGUUUCCAUAGCACCUCUGGGCCUCCAGGACUGCAUACAAAGGAGCCCCAAGACGGAAGCCCGGGAGUCGCCACCCCGUCUCCCACUGCGACUGGGUCACCUGGAUCACCAGGUGUACAUGUGCCCACCACUCCCAGAGCACAGGCACUUGUCACCACAGGCAAGCCAGGGGUCCUCACACCUACACUCCACCCUGGACGCCCAGGACUGCAGACAACAGCAGGACACAGGAUCACAACGACGCCGCAUGAUGACGGCUUACCCAGGGUGCUGUGCGUGGAGGGACAGUUUGCCUGCCGGUUGUUUGGGUGUGUGGACGCUGGCUUAGUGUGUGACGGGCACGAAGACUGCCCUGACGGCUCAGAUGAGGAUCACUGUGGUUCUACAACUCCCACUGUCACGCCCAUAACACCAACACAGCGCCCCCUGGUGCCCACACCCUGCUCCAACAAGCAGUUCGCCUGUGCCAGUGGAGAGUGUGUGAGCCUGGACAAGAAGUGUGACCUUAACAGAGACUGUGCUGAUGGCUCCGAUGAGACUGACUGUGUGGACUGUAUCCUUUCUCCCUGGACUGCGUGGAGUCAGUGCAGUGUGACAUGCGGCCUUGGCUCCCUUUUCCGUCAGAGGGAUAUACUGAGAGAUGCAAGGCCAGGGGGGGCCUGCGGGGGGGCCCGAUUUGACAGCAGAGCAUGUUUUCUCCAGGCCUGUCCAGUGGAUGGUCAGUGGUCAGAGUGGACCAUGUGGUCAGAGUGUGAUGCUGUCUGUAGUGGUGGGCUGAGGAGGAGAAACAGGACGUGUUCAAAUCCUCCACCAAAAAACGGGGGGCGUGACUGUGAGGGAAUGGUUCUGCAGACCCAGAGCUGCAACACACAGCCUUGUGGCCCCAACACAGAUUCAAAGACAGGCUGCACAAACGGUAUGGUGCUAGUGAAGGAAGCAGACUGUCAGAUGGGAAGAGUGGAGGCGUGCCCUUUGACCUGUUCAGACCUUCACUCGGAGAAAAACUGCUCCGCUCAAUGUGUCUUAGGUUGUCGCUGUCCUCCAGGACUCUUCCUGCAGGAUGGCAGAUGUGUCAGUGUCAGCAAAUGUGUGUGUUUGUGGGAGGGAGUGGUCCUCCAACCAGGGGAGAAUGUUACUAAAGACAAUUGCAGUACAUGUGUCUGCCAAAAUGGGCGUGUCUCUUGCAACAACUCUGGCUGUACAGCAAGCUGUGAUUGGUCAGCAUGGUCGUCAUGGACACAGUGUGACAGCAGAUGUGGAAUUGGAUUACAGCAGCGCUAUAGGUCACCUUUAAAUGGAGUUGGUCAGAUGAAGGUUCAGCCGUGUGUGGGAGACUCAUCUGAGGCCCGACAGUGUUACACCCCCUGCCCACCAGGUCCAGAUGGGGCUCCAUGGAGUGAGUGGACUAUGUGGUCAGAGUGCAGUAAGACAUGUUUCCAAAAUGUGGAUGCUGUUGGGCUAAGAAAACGCUUCAGGAGCUGCAAUCAAACAGACAACGCCCCCUGUGUUGGGGAGGGGGAAGAGCAGGAACCCUGUAACACAAUGCACUGCCCUGUAAACGGGGGCUGGUCAGCCUGGUCGGGGUGGUCUGUCUGCUCAUCUCCUUGUGACUCUGGGGUUCAGACCAGAGAGAGAUUCUGCAGUUCCCCUCCACCCCUGUAUGGGGGCAGUAGCUGUCCAGGGCCGCACAUACAAACACGGGACUGCAACUCCCACCCCUGCACAGGAGUAUGUCCAGAGGGCAUGACCUACAUGAGCACAGAGCAGUGCGAGGCACAGGGCGGUCCGUGCCCUCGUGUGUGUCUGGAUAUAACUGCAUCAGUGGAGUGUGCCACAGAGUGCUAUGAUGGCUGUUACUGUGCCCAUGGAUUCUACCUGUUCAACAACACCUGUGUACCCCUCAAUCAAUGCCCAUGCUACCACCAGGGGGCACUGUACACCCAGGGUGCCAUUGUUCCACUGGACGCCUGCAACAACUGCACUUGCAUCAAUGGUGAUAUGGUGUGUGGCUCAGAGGCAUGUCCUGUGGACUGUGGCUGGAGUGACUGGACCCCAUGGAGCGCGUGCAGUCGCACGUGUGACGUAGGUGUGAGGAGGCGGUACCGCUCAGGGACCAAUCCCCUCCCAGCCUACGGGGGGCGUGGCUGUGUGGGAGACCGGAUUGGUCUGGACACCUGCAGCAUCAGGCCUUGUAGAGGUGUAAAGGAGCCAUGGAGCCAGUGGUCUAAAUGCUCAGUGCCUUGUGGUGGAGGUUACAGGAACAGAACUCGUGGUCCCUUCAGAAUACACGGCACUAUUCAACAAUUUAGCGCUUGCAACCUACACCCCUGUGGUAAUGGGACAGUGUGUGUGGGGGGUCAGGAGUGGACCGAGUGUGUGAGAGAUACACUGUUGUGCUCUGAUGUUGAUAAAGUGACUGAGAACACUUCCAGAUGCUCACCAGGAUGCCAGUGUCCUCAGGGGUCUGCCCUCCAGGAUGGAAGAUGUGUACCGCUGCCUCUGUGUCGCUGUGAGGUGAACGGAGUUCAUUAUGAACCGGGGGACACUGUGCCCAAGGACUGCAACAGCUGUGCAUGUGAUUCUGGAAGACUGGUCAACUGUACAAGUUUGCAGUGUGAUGUGGACGGUCACUGGUCUGACUGGACGCCGUGGGGUGUGUGUUCAGUGUCAUGUGGCGCUGGCUUACAGUCGCGGUACCGCUUCUGCUCCGAUCCAGAGCGAUCUGGCAAUGGACUGCCCUGUAUCGGCCCUGACCGACAGGACAGAGUCUGUGGCUCCACCCCAUGCAGCCGCAACGGUGGCUGGAGUGAGUGGACGUCCUGGACGGAAUGUACCAAAUCAUGUGGCGGGGGUGUACAGAGCCGCAGGAGAGUAUGUGACAGACCACCAACAGGAGGCAAUGGAGACUACUGUGAAGGGCUGGGGACUGAAGUCAUUGUCUGUAAUACUGACCACUGCCCAGUGGCACCGUGCUCAGAUGUCCCAGGCACUGUGUUCAGUAGCUGUGGCCCUUCAUGUCCCCGAUCCUGUGAUGAUUUGGCACACUGUGAGUGGCGCUGUGAGGCAGGUUGCUACUGUACUGAGGGGAAGGUUCUGAAUGCCAACGGGACGUCCUGUGUGGACAGGGAUGAGUGUCCCUGUUUGGACCUGAGCACCGGACAGCGCCUCAACCCAGGAGACAGUGUCCUUAGUCCUGAUGGCUGUAAUAACUGCACCUGUCAAGGAGGACAACUCAACUGCACCAAAAAUACGUGCCCAGUGGCUGGUGGCUGGUGUGAAUGGUCUAGUUGGACCCCAUGCUCUAAGACCUGUGGAGCAGAGUGGGUCUCUCGUUACAGGAGCUGCGGAUGUCCGGAGCCCCAGGCAGGAGGAGCGCCUUGCCCUGGGCAGCAGGAAGAGCAUGCAGGCCUUGGGGUUGAGAUCCAGAGACAGCCCUGCCCUUCCAUCACCUUUUGUCCAGUCCAUGGCUCGUGGAGUUCCUGGAGUUCAUGGUCAGACUGUGAUGCAUGUGCUGGAGUUUCGUCGAGAACAAGGACGUGUAACAGCCCCCCGGCCCGUUUUGGGGGUCUACCCUGCUAUGGCGAAAGCCAGCAAUACCGCGGCUGUCAUGACAAUGUUACGGUCUGUUCCGAGUGUGGUGGGGGCCAGGAGGAGUGGCCGUGUGGGAAGCCCUGCCCACGCUCCUGUUCAGAUCUCCAUGGUGACACAGUGUGUGUGGAUACGCCGAGCUGUAGCAGGACCUGUGGUUGCCCAGGAGAUACGGUGCUGCAGGAUGGAUUGUGUGUGGACAGAGAACAGUGUCGCUGUAAAUUCCACAACAGUACAGCAGGUGGACUGAGCAACAAUAACAGUUCCUGGGCGUGGCCAGGGCAGUUUGAUUGGCAGUAUGCAAAUCCAGGAGAGACUAUUGUUGGCGACUGUAACAACUGCACCUGUGAAGCGGGUGUCCUGCAGUGUGAGUCAGUUCCUGGUUGCCAUGUCGAUGGAGGCUGGAGUCAGUGGGGUGACUGGUCUGCAUGCUCCGCCCCCUGUGGAGGCGGAGUCCGGCUGCGCUUGCGGCAGUGUGAAAACCCUGCCCCUCAGGGGACGGGCAGAGGUUGUUUAGGGGCAGGAGAACAACAGAAAGAAUGUAACACCCACACCUGCACAGACUCUGGCCCCUGGUUCAACUGGUCUCCGUGGUCAGUGUGUUCAGUCAGCUGUGGGGGAGGAGUGCAGACUCGCACCCGAAUAUGCCACACGCCCCCCUGCAGAGGCAUGAGACGACAGAGUAAGACGUGCAACACACAGGUUUGUCUGGAGGUAGGCUGUCCUCCAGGCAGGCUGUACAGAGAGUGUGAGAGAGGUGAGGGCUGCCCGUUCAGCUGUGCCCAGGUGAGCGGGCGAGAAGGAUGUUAUUCAGACGGCUGUGAAGAAGGGUGUCACUGCCCCCCAAAGACCUACCAACACCACGGAGUGUGUCUACAAGAGUGUCCCUGUCUGGUGGACGCGGACCUCUUGACCUCACUACAGAAGGUGUCUGUGACGCCGGAGUUGACCCCGGACCUCCACAACGUCACAGAGGGCACUGACCUCAUGUCUGGAGAAGAACUGAUGCAUGAAUGCAGCUCCUGUCUGUGUCAGCAUGGGGUUUGGAACUGUUCCCUGGUGCCUUGCCCUCGAGACGGUGGCCUGUCCCCAUGGGGGCCCUGGAGCCCAUGCUCCAUCAGCUGUGGGGGUCUGGGUCAGAAGACCCGCUUUAGGACAUGCAGCCAACCGGCCCCCGCUCACGGUGGCCAUGACUGCACAGGCCCCCUACAGGAACACGCCUACUGCCAGACCCCUGAAUGUCCAGUGGUCACCAUCCCUACAGCUGAACCCAGUCUGCCAGAUGAGGAUGCAGGGUUCUCUCAGUGGAGCCCUUGGAGCUCCUGUUCUAGAACUUGCAGUGAGCCUGGUUCUCCUGCCCUGAAGUUCCGUCAGAGGAGGUGCGUCAGCAGACCCUGUUCUGGAGAGAGCCGCCAAGAGACAGUGUGUAAUCUGCCCCAGUGUCCCGAUGGAGCCGUCUGUCAGGGGGAGGAGUGUGCCCAGCGGAACUGCUCCUGGACGGAGUGGGCGGAAUGGGGGGCGUGCUCGCGCUCCUGUGGGGUGGGCCAACAGCAGCGUGUCCGAAACUUCCUCGCUCCAGGGGUCAACGGCUCCUGGUGCCAAGAUAUUCUGGGAGGAAACGUGGAGAACCGCUUCUGCAACAUCCGAGCGUGCCGAGUGGACGGAGGCUGGUCUCGCUGGAGCCCCUGGUCCCGCUGUGAUAAGCGCUGUGGGGGCGGGCGCUCCGUCAGAACCCGCUCCUGCUCCAGCCCCCCACCCAAAAACGGCGGGCGGAAGUGUGAGGGCGAGAAGAACCAGGUCAAACCCUGUAACACCAAACCGUGUGAUGAACGUGGCUGUCCACCAGGACAGGAGUUUGUGCCCUGUGCCAACCAAUGCCCUCAGCGCUGUUCAGACCUUCAGCAAGGCAUCCAGUGCCAGGCCAACAGCGAGUGCCAACCCGGCUGUCGAUGCCCACACGGUCGGCUGCAGCAGGAUGGUGCGUGUGUGCAACCAUGGCAGUGUGACUGCGUGGAUGCGCAGGGACAGAGUUGGGCUGCAGGCAGUCUGCAUCAAGUGGACUGCAACAACUGCAGCUGCGUAGAUGGCGUGCUCUCCUGCACCAAUCACAGCUGUGGAGUAGAACCCAGCUGUGUCUGGAGCUCCUGGUCCAACUGGGCUCCAUGCAGCACUACCUGUGGUGCAGGCCAGAGAACACGCUACAGAUCCCUGGUCUCCGACACACCUCCUGCUGACUGUGAGUUUGAGGAAACGCAGCACAAACUGUGUGACCCUGGACCAUGCCCCCCUCUGUGUGUCCAUGACGACCGGGAGCUGUCUGUGGGAGACACUUGGCUACAGGGGGAAUGUAAACAAUGUACAUGUACGCCAGAAGGAGACUACUGCCAAGAUAUUGACUGUAGAGUGGAUGGGGGUUGGACUCCCUGGUCUGUGUGGUCAGACUGUCCUGUCACAUGUGGGAGGGGAACGCAGAUCCGAAGCCGCGCCUGCAUCAAUCCUCCACCCCGAAAUAAUGGCACCGCCUGCCCUGGACCUGACACAGAGGCACAGGACUGCCACAGACCCCCCUGUCUGGAUGACCUUUGCCCCUGGUCGCCGUGGUCCAGCUGCUCCCGGAGCUGUGGUGCUGGGGUGGUGUUACGACGCAGACAGUGUGCGUGCGAGGAGGACGGUGAAGCCACCUGCCCUCCUGAGAUAGAGGCUGAAAGGAACAGAGAGGAGACUCAGCUGUGUUAUAAGAGACCUUGUCCAGACUGUCCAAUGUCUGAAUGGAGUGAAUGGACAGUGUGCUCGUGUGAGACCCAGUGGCAGCAGCGGUAUCGUGCUCCACUCACUACUGCCACAAGAGGGCAGCACUGCUCAGAGCUGGAGAGGCAGAACCGAAUAUGCAAACCUGAAAACUGCCAGGACUGUGAGGAGCCGUUUGUGUUCUCAGAAUGUGGUUUUCCGUGUUUGAAGCAGUGUGCCCUGCUGGGAGAGACAGACAGUUGUGCUGGGGUUCAGGACUGUACACCUGGUUGCUACUGCCCACAGGGUCUACUGCAGCAGAACGGCACGUGUGUACCCCCAGAGCAGUGCGGCUGUGUUUAUGUCCGUCAGCAGGGCUCUGACAAGCCUGUAACUGUCACUGUCCCACAGGGAGGCCUGGUCAGCGUGGGCUGCAGCUCCUGUCUCUGCCAUAAUGGGGUGCUGCAGUGUGAUUUUCGGGAAUGUGAGGUCUCUGUCAGUGAGUGGUCUGAGUGGACGCCUUGUUCCCCAUGCAUGCCUGCAUCCUCACUGCUCCGUCAGCCCUCUCCGUCCAUCAGCGCCGCUGAGCUGGUGUCGGUCCAGAGGCGCUACCGGGCCUGCCUGGACGUGGACACGGGACUGCCCGUGGGCGGGAGAGAGGGAGAAUGCACUGAGGAACUGGAGGAGGAGAGACUAUGUCCGGAUCCGGACGCCUGCCGAGACCUGUGUCAGUGGAGUGUGUGGGGUCCGUGGAGUGUGUGUCAGGACCCAUGCAGUGGGGGCUUCCGUCAGCGUCAGCGAACACCCCUGGCAUCGCAGCCAGGACCGCUGUGCCGAAAACAGCAAACUCAGUCACAGAGCUGCAACACAGGCCUCUGCCCUGGUGAACGUUGUGAGGACAGGGGGCGGGUCUACGAAGCCUCUUGUGCCAAUCAGUGUCCCCGCAGUUGCACUGACUUAUGGGAGCAUGUACAAUGUCUGCAAGGAGCUUGUCACUCAGGUUGCCGGUGUGCAGAGGGUUGGUUGCUGCAGGACGGCCAGUGUGUGAAGGUAUCAGAGUGUCGUUGUGGAGUUCCAAUAGAGAAUGGUACAAUAGAGAUCCUUCCAGGACACAAUGUCACAGUCGAUUGCAACUCCUGCGUGUGUGUGAACGGCUCUUUGCUGUGCACUGACCGGCCCUGUCCUGUGUACGGUUCCUGGGGGUCGUGGAGCGAGUGCUCGGUGACCUGCGGGACGGGACAGCAGACCAGGACUCGUCCAUGUCAGGAGUCCGAUGCCGGACCACCCUGCGCAGACACACAGCAGAGUCAGACCUGCUCCCUGCCUGGCUGCCCUGCUGGGUGUGUUCUGAGUGAGUGGUCGUCCUGGAGUGAGUGCAGCGCCUCCUGUGGUGGGGGAGUGUCAGUGCGCAAUAAGACUAUCCUCCAGGAGCCCCAGCCAGGAGGCCAAACCUGCCCGUCUCCUCUGGAACAACACGUCACCUGUAAUACCAAUAGCUGCCUGCCAGAGUGUCCUCCGGGUCGAGUCUUUAGCAUUUGUGCGAACUCGUGUCCAUACUCCUGUGAGGACCUUUGGCCGGAGACCCAGUGUGUUCCCACAUCCUGCAGUCCUGGCUGCACCUGCCCACCUGGCACUGUUAUGCACGGCGGUAAAUGUGUUUUCCUUUCGGAUUGCCCCUGCUCUUCCCUCUCCCUCUCCCCCGGGACCUUUAACGUCACUCUGCAAGACAAUCGAGUGGAGAUACCACCUGGGACUGUCGUGCCAAACCUCUGCAACUCGUGCGUCUGUGAGGGUGGGCUGUUUAACUGCACUGAGGAGAACUGCGAUGUGGACUGUGAGUGGGGCAGCUGGUCAGGGUGGAGCCCUUGUUCGGUGACCUGUGGUUCUGGAGAGCAGAAUUCAGACCGGACAGUGGUCCGAGUGAAGCAGUUCGGGGGUCGUGAAUGUGAGGGACUGUCUCAGCGUACCAGAGCCUGCAGGGGCCCUGACUGCGCCUGUCCGGAGGGGGAGCGUUGGAGACGGAGUGUGCCAGGAUCUGAGCGUGUGUGUGAGAGGACCUGUGGGGACAUGUACAGGAUGGAGCUUCUGAACUGCACUGACCUUGGGAUCACAGCAGAGGGAUGUGUGUGUGAGGAGGGUCGUUACCGUGAUGCGCAGGGUCAGUGUGUGAUCCCAGCACUCUGUCAAUGUGCGGAAGAGGACGGUACCUUGCGAGAGGCAGGAUCUGAAUGGGAAGAAGGAUGUGUAUCAUGUCGCUGUAUAAAUGGACAGAGACAAUGCCAAUCCCAGUGCCCUCCUCUUCACUGUAACGAAGGGGAAGUAAAAGUGGAGGAAAGUGGAAACUGUUGCCCAGUGUGCAGAAAAGAGUUUCCAGGGGAGCCCGUUGCGGAGUGUCGCCGAUAUACCGAGGUCAGAAACAUCACCAAGGGCGACUGUAGCCUCGACAACGUGGAAGUGAGCUUCUGCAGAGGGCGCUGUUUGUCAAGGACCGAUGUCAUUUUGGAGGAGCCAUACCUCCAAGCGAUGUGUGACUGCUGCAGCUACAGGCUAGACCCCCAGAAUCCCGUGCGGUUCCUCAGCCUGCGCUGUGCCAACGGAGAGAGUGAACCUGUGGUGUUGCCAGUCAUCCACAGCUGCGAGUGUACCAGCUGCCAGGGAGGGGAUCUGUCCAGACGCUGA